ACCGCGCGGCCUUUCCCGCCCUCGCGCCCUUCCCUCGCCGGCCGCCUGCCCCCGCACGACGCCGCUGUGGGGAUGUGGCGCAGCGCCGGCCUCGCUGGCGACGCGCAGAAGGCUGAGACCAAAGAGGAAUUUGUAAAAGUUAGAAGGAGGGAUUUGGAAAGGCUGACAACUGAAGUUAUGCAACUGCGGGAUUUCUUACCCAAAAUAGUAAGUGGAGAUAUCCUGGGGACAUUCCAGAAGCUGGAUGCUAUUGAAUCAAACCUGGAGAAAAAGGAGGAGGAAAUAGAGCAGCUGAGAAUGGAUUGUGAACACUUCAGAGCCCGUCUGGAAACAGCCCAGGCAGAUUGCAUGAGAGAGAAGAAGGAGAAACUGGACCUGCGGCAGCAGCUGAACGAGGCCAAGCAGCAGCUCCUGCAGCAGGCAGAGUAUUGCACAGAGAUGGGAGCAGCAGUGUGCACCUUGCUCUGGGGGGUGUCCAGCAACGAGGAGGCUGUGAAAUCCAUUCUAGGAGCAAGUAAAGCAGUAAAGUUUUUCACAAUCACUGCCCAGACCAUGGAGAGCUUUGUGAAGUCAUUAAGUGAAGACAUGAAACAGCAGGAUUUGGAUUCUGAGGAAAAUCAGUUUGUAUUAGCUUUGGCAGGGAUUGUAACAAACGUGGCUGCGCUGGCGUGUGGCCGUGAAUUCCUGGUCAGUUCCAGUCAGGAAUUACUGGACACAAUGAUGCAUCUCCUGGGAGACAUGAAGCCAGGACUCUGCAACAAAUUUAAAGUGCUAAUGCUAAUGUCACUUUACAAUGUGAGUAUCAACCUGAAAGGCUUGAAGUACAUCAGUGAAAGUCCAGGUUUUAUUCCCCUGCUUUGGUGGCUGUUGAAUGUUACAGCAAGGGUGGAAGAUUCUCAGAUAAAGCACUUCUGCAGGUUCAGAUCCCCGACUUUGGAGGAAAUCUGCUUACUGUCAAGAGAGAGCACUGACUGGUUUGGAUAUCAGAUGAGAGGUUAGAUCCAAGACCUCAUCUUGUUCCCAUCAUUUUGUGUGAGAUCUCCAUAGUUUUCUCAACAUUUAAUCUAUUUCUAAAUGUCUGUAGUUGUAAAAUUCAGCAGCUUCCGCCCACUCUUGCUCCUCUCCUGUUUCCCUGACCAGCACCUUCAGGUUCUGCUAGCCAAGAUUCAGCUCAUAAACACGUGGAGCUGCUACAGCAUAAGGUCUUGUUAUUUCCAUGCAGGAGAGUAGAGCACUACCCUGUGCUGGCAGAGUAUCCUGUACGUGCUUCCUGCCUGCUGGAAGCUUCUUCAAAGCCUCUUUUGAUUAAGGCUUAUGACAUGACUCAGCUUUCCAGUUUUGUAUGCUUUUAUCACCAUUCCCACUAAGAGAAGCCCCAGAAAUCAGCCUCUGAUUUUUUUUUCAUUUUCAGAGAAUUACCCUGUUUACUUUUCCAUUGCCAAUCUACAAGUGUCCGUGACCUCAGCCUAUAUGCAUCAGGCCCAUCUUUCUCCACUGCCUUGUAUGCAGCUGAUAAAUCCCUCAAAUUCCUUCUCUGAGUUCUCAGUUUCUGCCCAUUUUUGUCCCUUGAAGAAGAAUGUCCUUCCCGUUAAGUGAAGAGAGCAAAUAAUUGACUCGAUUGUCUUUAUUUUCCUUUGUUGUAUCUAAAGCAAAGAGGGAUUUCAUUCAAGUUGUCUCACAGCAUUUUUGAAGAGAUAGAAAUGUGCCUUGAUGUUGAAUACAUGGAUUGGAAGAGAAAGAAGGGAAAAAAUCUAAUGAAGGUUCCUAGUGGAGUAAGAAUGUUAACAGCAAACUGUCCUGUUGUCUUUGGGAAACUUGGAUGAGCUGGUGUGGCUUCAUGUUCCCUAACAAGAAUUCUUAGUACCUCUUUCUGCUGGAGGCUGUACUGAUCAUAGGAGAAAACCAAAUGUUUGACAGAAUUUUUGAAGAUAAUGCAUAUCUCUAGUUUUAGCACUUUAUCAAGUGGGCUGUCUUUUUCUUCCUUUUUUUUUCCUGCCUUUUUAAAACUGCCUAAAAGAUGGACACCCUUCAAUAACCAACACUGAUCACUGAAUCCUCUGUGUAGGUAUCAGCUGUGCCUGCCUACACCUUCCCAGCCUGGUGCCAGCAUGAAUGAUGACUCAGAUUUCUGUCCGUGGAGCAGCCUGUGGGAUCAAUAGAGUUCUCCUCUUGUGGAGCACCAUUUGUUUGCAGAGCAGCUGUUCCUAUCUUGGACAAAAUAGGCAGCUUUAGUUUCCUCCAUCAGCUGCUGUCCCUGUGUUGGUGUGCUGGCUGAGGGUUUCAGAUAACUUUCAGAUUUAAAGAACCCCUGUCCUCAGCCACAGAAAAAGAAGCCUAUAUCAUACUGUGUAGAAAUCCACCUGAGAUUUGUCA
Corvus hawaiiensis (hawaiian crow) is the source of this 2373-nucleotide messenger RNA. RefSeq names its product heat shock transcription factor 2 binding protein (gene HSF2BP). The record is from RefSeq and is a predicted model, not a curated record. Lineage: Eukaryota; Metazoa; Chordata; Aves; Passeriformes; Corvidae. Bases 73 to 999 code for a protein of 308 amino acids. Gene Ontology annotation, cellular component: cytosol. The transcript is spliced from 8 exons.